UAUAUAUAUAUAUUUUUUCAAUGUUUAUUUAUUUUUGGGACAGAGAGAGACAGAGCAUGAACGGGGGAGGGGCAGAGAGAGAGGGAGACACAGAAUCGGAAACAGGCUCCAGGCUCUGAGCCAUCAGCCCAGAGCCUGAUGCGGGGCUCGAACUCACAGACCGCGAGAUCGUGACCUGGCUGAAGUCAGACGCCCAACCGACUGCGCCACCCAGGCGCCCCAUAUAUAUUUUUUUAAUAAGAGGACUGUGUAUUGUUGGGGGUGGCAACAUGCCCAGUAAGAAACUACAUUUCCCAGCCUCCCGUAUUCAUGGAACGGCCAAUGAGAUGUUAGUAGAAAUAUUAAAUGGGGCUUCUAGGAAAGCUCUUUAAAGUAGAGUGGUACACUCCUACAUUUCUACCCGCUUAUAUUUUCUUCCUGGAAAAUGUGAUGACUGGAGGUUCAGCAACCAUUUCGUGACACUGAAGCAAUCCCAGGGACAGAAGUCAUACAGUAAGGAUGAUGGAGCUUAAAGAAGCCUGAGGCAUUGAUGAUAACACAGAAACACUGUACUGGCCCAGAACUGUCUAUCCCUAACUUUCUUUACUGUGAGAGAAAACAAAUCACCAGCCUGUCUUAAGCUGUUCACAUUUGGCUGUGUAAGAACAGCCACACAUAAUUCCUGUGCACAUGAGAGAAGUGCCUAGGAUAUCCUUGUCAACAACAAAUGGGGCCAUGUGAGCUGGAUGAGAGUGAAGCGAAUUCACAACAGAUUCAGUGUUCCCACCGAUGAAGGAUGGGUGACCACCUGGAGGAAAGUCUCCAGCGACGUGCCACCGACUCUGUUCCCAGCCUCGUCAAGGGCAGCGCUAUGAUCUUGAAUGAAGAUAUGAACUGAUCUCAUUUGGGGCAAGUGCGGCAAGUGAACUGGGUAAUGAAGAGACGCUGACAGGCUGGGUCUAAUAAGGAGGGCUCCACAGGGCUCCACGUGUCCUCCGUCCCCGUUCAGGGCCAGGCGGCAUCGUGUAACCAGCACCACACGUGGAAAGGGCAUCGUAGUCACUGCCUUCCAGGCAUCAAGGGCACCAGAAGCAAAUGUGAUCCCAUUUGCAUUUGCAAGAAACAGAGGUCUUCAACCAAGGAGGCGAUGGCCUCCUAUUUUCUGUGCAGGGUGGGCCCUAGCCAGAGUAAUUGGGCCAAGAUUCGUGAGGGGGAUUAAAGGCGGGGGGGGGGGGGGGGGGUUGAAGGACUCAGCGAUGUUUUGUCCAAAAAGAAAAAAAAAAAACACUCAGGGACGUGAUGGUUGUCCCCGGGUGCCUGCAGGGGGAAUACUCCAGGGAGACUGAAGAACUUUCUAAGAUCAGAGCUGCUGUCUUAUGAGGGAGUGAGCGGCCGGUUGGUGGAGGUGAUCAAGGAGAAGCCAGCUGAGUACGUGCUGGGCGCAAGCAGGAGCUGGAGUGGAUGGCUGUUCUUGCCUCUGCCGACACUGACAAGCCCCACUAAACGGGGUUCGAUGGGAUAAUCCCUGAGACCAGCUCACCCGGCAGUCACAGGACUAGAAGGCAUUGGGAUGCAAAAUGUUAGACCCCUCACCCUGGAGGAGACCCUACAUACCGCUUCUCUUGAAGACAUGCUACACACCAGGGAUCAGGGCCCCACUCUGGGUCCCCAUCCUAUUCAUUCUGCAGACCUGGCUGCAGUAUGCCUCAAGGCUCCCGUUAUACAAACUGGGAACGAAUUUGCAAGAAAGCGUAAGAAUCUGCAUAAGGUCCCAACAGGUGAAGGCAGCCCCAAGCCCAGGUACUGUACUUCCAGUUCCCCGGACCGCGCUUCCUCUGACCUGCUGGGCUGGCCCAACACGCCAGGCAGCGCGGGCAAGAGGCCCCAGUGGCUGGCUCCGGUGCCCAUGCGAGGGCCCAGGUGGGGCCGACCUGGGGCGGCCAAGGGGCCCGCACCUUCAGCACCCCCCCCCCCGUUGGUUCAAAGGGUAUGGCCCCGCCCCCUCCAGGCCCCGAGCCCGCUUUGAAGUGCUGAUGCGGCCUGGAAGGGGCCACUUCACACCUCGGGCUCGGGAUAAAGCGGUCGCCGGGCGCCGGUCCGCAGAUGCGCCGCUGCCGCCAUGGCCCAGUCCCUGUGCCCGCCGCUCUCCGAGUCCUGGCUCCUCUUCCCGGGUUGGGGCCCGCCUCGGCCUCUGCCGCCCUCCGACAGGGACUGCGGCUGCUCCCCCGCCUCGUCCCCGGACUCCUGGGGCAGCGUCCCGGCCGGCAGCCCCGAGCUGAACCCCGGACGGCCCGGCACCCACGCGGCCGCCGGAGCCCGGGGCGCAGGGAGGCGCGGCGCGCGCAGCAGCCGCCUGGGCUCCGGGCAGCGGCAGAGCGCCAGCGAGCGCGAGAAGCUGCGCAUGCGCACGCUCGCCCGCGCCCUGCACGAGCUGCGCCGCUUUCUGCCGCCGUCCGUGGCGCCCGCCGGCCAGAGCCUCACCAAGAUCGAGACGCUGCGCCUGGCCAUCCGCUACAUCGGCCACCUGUCGGCGGUGCUGGGCCUCAGCGAGGAGAGCCUGCAGCGCCGGCGCCGGCGGCGCAGCGACGCGGCGGUGCCUCGGGGCUGCCCGCUCUGCCCCGACGGCGGCCCCGCGCAGACGCAGACGCAGGUGCAGGUGGAGGCGCGCGCCCAGCUUCUGCGCUCAGCCGCCAGCCCCUCCGCGUCCUGGGGGUCCCCGCCGGCCUGUCUCGGAGAACUAGCGGCGCCGCAGCCGCGCGACCCGCCAGUGCCUUAUGACGAGGCGGCGAGUUCGGAAUCGCAGGCAAUGGAGCCGAGCCCCUCGUCUCCGCUCUUUCCCGGCGACGUGCUGUCCCUGCUGGAGACCUGGAUGCCCCUCUCGCCCCUGGAGUGGCCGCCGGCCUGAGUCGAAGUGACGACGUACAAUUGGCGCCCUGUGAGCAUCGAGGCCCUUUUGGCUUUCAGCACCUUCAAAACGGUCCCUCUCCAGACUCCCUUUCCUAGGAGAGGGCACCUGCGAUACUGGCAUGGGCAUUCCUGAGAGCGAGAGCCCGUCCCCACCCAAGACAACUCUCCCCAGCCCCUCCUGCAAUGGAGGAACCCAUAGAUUGACCCUUGGAGGCAGGCAGGGGGCGCCUGCCUACUAUGUAUUUAUUUAUUUGUGAAUAAACUGUGCUGGUGUCA
Molecule: messenger RNA, 3162 nt
Organism: Acinonyx jubatus (cheetah)
Lineage: Eukaryota; Metazoa; Chordata; Mammalia; Carnivora; Felidae
Gene: MESP1
Product: mesoderm posterior bHLH transcription factor 1
Exons: 4
Coding region: 2099-2884 (261 amino acids)
Biological process (GO): somite rostral/caudal axis specification; heart morphogenesis; regulation of transcription by RNA polymerase II
Cellular component (GO): nucleus
Molecular function (GO): RNA polymerase II cis-regulatory region sequence-specific DNA binding; DNA-binding transcription factor activity, RNA polymerase II-specific; protein dimerization activity
Source: RefSeq, a predicted model, not a curated record